Saccostrea cuccullata (small rock oyster) is the source of this 776-nucleotide messenger RNA. RefSeq names its product type II inositol 1,4,5-trisphosphate 5-phosphatase-like. The record is from RefSeq and is a predicted model, not a curated record. The annotation marks the transcript as partial. Gene Ontology annotation, biological process: phosphatidylinositol dephosphorylation. NCBI's taxonomy places the organism in Eukaryota, Metazoa, Mollusca, Bivalvia, Ostreida, Ostreidae. The transcript has 7 exons. Gene Ontology annotation, molecular function: phosphatidylinositol-4,5-bisphosphate 5-phosphatase activity.
CACUCCACCAGAUAUAUAUGUCAUAGGAUUUCAGGAGCUAGAUCUUAGUAAUCAGGCCUAUGUGUUCAGUGACUCUGCAAAGGAAGAACAGUGGCACAACGCAGUCAGGAAGAGUCUACCCGCGAAAGUCCGAUACAGAAAGGUGAAGCUUAUUCGUAUGGUAGGGAUCAUGUUAUUGGUGUACGUCAAGGAUUCCGUAGCACCAGAUGUCCCCCCUCAUUUUAUAGAUGCUGACUCGGUGCCCACUGGAAUCAUGGGAAUUAUGGGUAACAAAGGAGGGGUAGGGGUGAGGAUGACCCUACACAAUACCUCCCUCUGUUUUAUCAAUACCCACUUAGCAGCUCACCAAGACGAAUACGAACGAAGAAACCAGGACUAUAGAGAUGUGGAGGGUAAGAUGAGAUUUAAACAGUUCAUGCCGCCGUUGACCAUAUCAGAGCAUGAUCAGAUAUUUUGGAUUGGGGAUCUGAACUACAGGAUAAAUGGGCUGGACAUUGACAAAGUGAAGACAAUGAUUGAUAAAGGGAAAUACCCAGACCUACUCAGCUACGAUCAGCUUCAUCAACAGUUAUAUAGAUCUGAUGUGUUUGAGGGCUACAGGGAAGGCCAGAUAAACUUCAAGCCCACGUAUAAAUACAACACAGGAACCAAUGAAUGGGACUCUAGUCCACGUAUAAAUACAACACAUGAACCAAUGAAUGGGACUCUAGGUAAAUAUAUACAAUCUGACUGUCCACGUAUAAAUACAACACAGGAACCAAUGAGUGGGACUCCAG